AUAAUUUAUUAUAUAUCCAACACUUCUCUCCUCCCUUUUCUCCAUUCCCGCCCUUCAUUUCCAAGGCUUCAACAUUCUUCAUUUAUGCAUUUGUAAUUAAAAAGGGGCUAAAAACUUGAAGUAAUUCUUCCUCUGAGCAACAAUGGAUACUUGUAUCAGAUUUUGUGCUUUAAUUCUCUGUUUAUCUUUGCUUUCUCCACUGAGAUAUGUCGACGCUCAAGUUUUGCCUGAAGAUGAAGUAAAAGUUUUGCAAACAAUAUCAUCGAAACUUCAGAACAGAUAUUGGAAUUUCAACCGAGACUCUUGCAGGCAGGGAAGGGGUGCUAACAUGACGGAUCCUACUUAUGAUAAAAUUGUCAGCAACGUAACAUGUGAUUGUUCGUUCAAUAACCGCUCAAUUUGCCAUGUUGUAACAAUCCAAUUGAAGGGUCUUAAUAUGACAGGAACUCUGCCUCCAGAAUUUGCAAACCUUACUCAUCUGCGAGAAUUAGAUCUGUCUCGCAAUUACUUAAAUGGAUCGAUUCCCUCAAGCUAUGGUCGGCUUCGCGUCACUAUCUUGUCACUCUUGGGUAACCGUAUCAGUGGGCCGAUUCCCAAGGAGUUAGGUGACAUUGACACACUGGAAGAACUAAAUUUGGAAAAUAAUCUACUUGAAGGACCUCUUCCUCCAAACCUGGGUAGUUUGAGCAGUCUGAAAAUAAUGCUUCUUUCUGCCAAUAAUCUCACAGGAACUAUACCCGAGACCUUCAGCAAUCUUAAGAACAUGACAGACUUUAGGAUAGAUGGGAAUAUGAUAUCUGGAACCAUACCAGAUUUUAUUGGCAGUUGGACCGAAAUGGAUAGAUUAGACAUUCAAGGAACGUUAAUGGAGGGACCUAUUCCUCCUACAAUAUCCCAGUUGAAAAACAUGACCGAGUUGAGGAUAUCUAAUUUGAGAGGAAAACAAAUGCAAUUCCCAAAUCUUCAAGGCUUGACGAAGAUGAAAAGGCUAACUUUGAGAAAUUGUUUAAUUUUCGGUCCAAUUCCGAAAUAUGUAGGUGCCAUGCCUUUGAAACUUUUGGACCUGAGCAACAACAUGCUGAAUGGUCCAAUCCCAGAGAAUUUUCAGCAGUUGGAUUUUGAUAACAUGUUUCUUGGUAACAACACAUUAAGUGGAGCAAUUCCCAGCUGGAUGUUUAGUAGUAGAGAGAACAUCGAUAUAUCAUACAACAAUUUCACACAAACAUCUACUCCAGGAUGCCAGUCCAAUACCUUAAACUUAGCCGCUAGCUAUUCAGAUACAAUGAACACGUUCAAGAACACGGAUGCCUGGUGUUCCAUGAAACCCCUCAUUUGUCCCACAGAAGCGAAAUAUCAUUCGCUAUUCAUAAACUGUGGAGGACCUAGAACUACAUUUGAGGGAAAUGAUUAUGAGGAGGACUUGGCCAAUAGGGGUCCAUCAUAUUUUUUUUCAUCCUCCGAUAAAUGGGCUUUCAGCAGUUCAGGAGUGUACGUGGGUCUUCAAGCUGCCAGUUAUAUUGCAACAAAUACAUUUUCACUGAAUGUGGCCGGUCCUAACUUUUACAAUACAGCACGCCUUGCCCCUAAUUCUCUCAAAUAUUAUGGGCUUUGCCUACAAGAAGGUAGCUACAGAGUGCGCCUUCACUUUGCUGAAAUAAUGUUUUCUAAUGGCUCAACAUAUAGCAGCCUUGGAAGGCGGAUAUUUGAUGUAGCAAUACAAGGGAGAGUAGUUUUGAAGGAUUACAACAUUAUGGAGAAAGCUAACGGUGUUGGAAAAGUCAUUACCGAGGACUUUGAAGAUGUUACUGUUAGUAGUACUCUGGAGAUUCACUUGUAUUGGACCGGGAAGGGGACUAAUGCUAUUCCAGACAGAGGUGUAUAUGGACCGCUGAUUUCAGCUAUCACAGUGACACCAAACUUUGAUGUUGAUACAGGCCGUGGGUUACCUGUUGGAGCUAUUAUUGGCAUUGUUCUCGCUUCUAUUGUGGUGGUUCUGCUAGUAUUAUUUGGUUUGUGGAAGAAGGGCAUUUUUGGAGGGAAAAAUAAUGAAGAAGAAUUAGAACUCAGAGCCCUUGAUUUACAAACAGGUCAUUUUAGACUUAGACAAAUUAAAGCUGCUACAAAUAACUUUGAUCCUGCCAACAAAAUUGGCGAAGGAGGGUUUGGACCAGUUUACAAGGGUGUACUCUCUGAUGGUGCAGUCAUAGCUGUUAAGCAGCUGUCUUCCAAGUCGAAGCAAGGAAAUCGUGAAUUUGUCAAUGAGAUAGGCAUGAUUUCAGCUCUACAACACCCAAACCUUGUCAAGCUUUACGGUUGUUGCAUAGAAGGGAACCAGUUAUUGGUGAUAUACGAAUACAUGGAAAAUAACUGUCUUGCUCGAGCUCUCUUUGGCCGUGACGACCAGAGGUUGAACCUAGACUGGGCAACCAGAAAAAGGAUAUGCUCAGGAAUAGCAAAAGGGUUAGCUUACCUUCAUGAAGAAUCAAGGUUGAAAAUCGUCCACAGAGAUAUAAAGUGUACCAAUGUGCUUCUUGAUAAGGAUCUGAAUGCGAAGAUUUCAGAUUUUGGAUUGGCUAAAUUAGAUGAAGAAGAGAACACUCAUAUUAGCACCCGAAUUGCUGGAACAGUAGGUUAUAUGGCUCCCGAGUAUGCAAUGAGAGGCUACUUGACAGAUAAAGCUGAUGUUUAUAGCUUCGGAGUUGUUGCAUUAGAGAUUGUUAGCGGGAAAAGCAACACAAACUACCGGCCAAAAGAGGAAUUUGUUUACCUUCUUGAUUGGGCUUACGUCCUACAAGAACAAGGAAAUCUCUUAGAACUAGUGGAUCCAUGUCUCAGUUCCAAUUACUCCAAAAAAGAGGCAAUGCGGAUGAUCAAUCUAUCUCUUUUGUGCACGAAUCCCUCUCCUACUCUCCGACCAUCCAUGUCUUCUGUGGUGAGUAUGCUCGAAGGAAAACUCCCCGUGCAAGCACCAAUAAUCAAACGAAAUACAGCAGACGAUGAAAUGAGAUUUAAAUCGUUUGAGAAACUUUCACAUGACAGUCAAACAUCACAGGUAUCAACAUACUCUCAUGACAGUCAAGGACAAAGUAUGAAUGCACCUUGGAGUGAUUCCUCAGUGUCUGUCCCUGGUAAAGAUGAAAAUGUUACUUCCUCAAGUAGGCUUCUUCCAGAUCUUUAUAAUGUAAAAAUAGAUUGAUUGAUGGACACAUAAUUUUACAACUAGAUUUUGAUGUCCGUCAUUUAAUUAUCUAACUUUAUUUUCACACAGGUUGAAAUUGCAAUAUUUUGUUGUGUGUAUUGUAUACUUCAGUAUGUUGCAGCUCAAUUUUGCAUUCUCUUUGAUAAAUUAUUUUUUAUUAAAUAUUUGAAUAAAGUAAUGAAAUUAUGAUUGUAAAUAUUUUAUUUA
This is a messenger RNA of Solanum dulcamara, 3406 nucleotides long. RefSeq names its product probable LRR receptor-like serine/threonine-protein kinase At1g53430. The record is from RefSeq and is a predicted model, not a curated record. The coding region runs from base 143 to 3196 and encodes 1017 amino acids. The transcript is spliced from 25 exons. Lineage: Eukaryota; Viridiplantae; Streptophyta; Magnoliopsida; Solanales; Solanaceae. Gene Ontology annotation, biological process: protein phosphorylation. Gene Ontology annotation, molecular function: protein binding; ATP binding; protein kinase activity.